UCCACACAACUUGCCUCUUUUUUUAAUGAAUACAAAACAUAUCUUUUGGCGAUUUCAUUAAAUAUAGAAUUCUACACACAUCAAAGAAACGAGAGACAUGUCAAAAUCCGACACCAUCCUUAAACUGUUGCAAGGCUGCAACAGUCUCCAAAGGCUUCAGAAAAUCCAUGCACACGUCAUCACCAACGGUCUUCAACACCACCCCGCCAUUUCCACCAAACUCGUCCACUUCUGCGCUGUCUCGGUUUCUGGCUCCUUGUCCUACGCACAGCUUCUCUUCCAUCACAUUGAUAAUCCUCAAACACAAGCUUGGAAUUCCAUUAUCAGAGGCUUUGCCAAUAGCCCAUCUCCUCUCCAAUCCAUUCUUUAUUACAAUGACAUGUUUUCUUCUUUGGUUUCUCGCCCUGACACCUUUACUUUCUCAUUUGUGCUCAAGGCCUGCGAGAGAGUUAAGGCUGAGAACAAGUGUAGAGAGGUUCAUGGGACUAUAAUACGAUGUGGGUAUGAGAGGGAUGUUGUUGUUUGUACUAAUCUUGUAAGGUCUUAUGUGGGAAAUGGAUUCAUUGGGGUUGCAAAGAAGGUGUUUGAUGAUAUGUCUGAAAGGGACUUGGUUUCUUGGAAUUCAAUGAUUUCUUGCUACUCUCAAGCUGGUUUUCACUACGAGGCGUUGAAGGUGUAUGAUGAGAUGAAGAAUGAGAAUGUGGGUCUUGAUGGGUUUACUCUUGUUGGAUUACUUUCGUCUUGCGCUCACGUGGGCGCGUUGAAUGUUGGGGUUAAUCUGCAUAGGAUUGCUUGUGAAGAGGGGUUUGUGAAGAAUGUUUAUGUUGGAAAUGCACUUAUAGAUAUGUAUGCAAAAUGUGGUUGCUUGGAUGAUGCUUUUUGUGUCUUUGAUAGUAUGCAGAAGCAGGAUGUUUUUACUUGGAACUCGAUGAUUGUUGGGUAUGGAGUGCAUGGUCAUGGGGAUGGAGCAAUCUCUUUCUUUAGGCAGAUGUUGAUGGCAGGAGUUCAACCAAAUUCCAUCACAUUCCUUGGUUUGUUGUGUGGAUGCAGUCACCAAGGCUUGGUUGAGGAGGGUGUUGAGUAUUUCCACAUGAUGAACACGGAGUUCAAUUUGAAGCCUGGAAUUAAGCAUUAUGGCUGCAUGGUGGAUUUGUUUGGACGAGCUGGGAAGCUUGAAAAGGCACUUGAUAUGAUAGGGACUUCUCCCUCACAAGAUGAUCCAGUCCUAUGGCGCACUUUGCUUGGAUCUUGUAAGAUUCACAAGAAUGUGAAAAUAGGAGAGAUUGCCAUGAGGAAUCUGGUUCAGCUUGGGGCAUCAAAUGCAGGGGACUAUAUUCUGCUUGCUGCGAUAUAUGCUGGAGCCAAAGAUACAGAUGGUAUUGCAAAGAUGAGAAAACUGAUCAAAAGCCAGGGAAUAAAGACAACCCCGGGAUGGAGCUGGAUUGAAGUUGGUGAUCAAAUUCAUAAAUUUGUUGUGGAUGACAAGUUACAUCCUGAUUUUAUUGAAAUUUAUCACAAACUGAGAGAAGUAAUCAGUAAGGCUGCUUUGCUUGGUUAUGUGCCAGAGGAGUCUUUACUCUCUGUGGCUGGAUUGAUUACAGAAGAGUGCCUAGAAACUUCCACAUCAUAUCAUAGUGAGAAGUUGGCAAUUGCUUUUGGGUUGGCAAGAACUCCAAAAGGAACAUCUAUACGAAUUGUUAAGAAUUUAAGAGUUUGUAAAGAUUGCCAUUCAUUUACAAAAUAUGUUUCGAAAGCAUUUAAUAGAGAAAUAAUUGUUAGGGACAGAGUUCGGUUCCAUCACUUCAAAGGCGGAGUUUGUUCUUGCAAAGACUACUGGUGAUGACUGAUGAUAGUCAAUUAAAUUUCCCCAAGAAGUAUCCCACGAUUAUCUAGCACCAACACCUUAGGCUUCAGAGGCCAUGCUAUCAUCAGUUGGUUGGUUUUGACAGAGAUUUUUUAUCAAACCUUAUGCUUGUGUAACAUGCGUGAGAUACAGGGGGCCUGGAAUUCACCCUUUCCCAUAUCCUUGGGGAUCUCUCAUAGUGCAUUGGCUCUAAGUUUAUUAGAAUUCCCUAAAGCAAGGGAAAAAUUGCUUUCUUCCUUUUGCUGGUAAUGUUUCCUUUCAUGUGAUAAAGAAGAGAAGUCUAUUCCAAUAGUUAGGCUCAUGGGAUGAUGCAUGGGUGCAAAAAGAUAAACAGAAGAGCUUAAUUCUAUUUUUCGUAUCUAAUUGUACUUACUUUCAUUUGACAACUAACCUUAUGAAUUGUAUGUUUAGGUAUAUUUCUUUACUUGCUGUGUCAGUUGGAUGCUACUUCCAGUAUUUACAUUCUCAGGAAUUCUGUUCAUUUGGUUCAAUCCCUCUGGCCGUGACUGCAAUCCCAAUGUCUCCUUCAUUGUCAUGGCUCUGACACUAGUUUCAUUUGCAGUUAUUGCAUUGCAUCCAGCUGUAAGCAUGACAUUGUUGAGACCCUAAAAGACAUAUAAACUGACCAAGGCAAAACCUUCUUUGGGGCUAAUUCCUGUGUUCAAAGCAUUUUGACAUCAGAAGCAUUGGUCCAAUAGCAGCCAUAUCUACAUUCUACAAAUGCACCUCCCUCCCCUCUAUAGAAGACAGUGCAUCAAUUGAAGUGAAUAUCACCAAGGUUAGUAUUUAAUUUCUUAUUAGUGAAAUAUUGUCGUGUUCAAAACUGGAAGUGACUGCUUUUUGUGUAUACUGAAUUAUUGAGUCUUUUGACUCUAAGAUACCUGACAAGUUUUCUCAUAAUCUCCCAAACUUCUCUUUCCAAACCAAAUUCUCUCUGAUGCCCCAUUCAAUCACCUGUCAUCAAUGUGGCAUCUUGGGUGUUGAAGUCAGGAUUGCAAAGUUCCGUUAUGGAAAAUCUGGUUUUGAAUUGAUAUUUUUCCUUUCACAUGCAUUAGUGAGAUAUAGUCCAUGGAAAUGAAUCAGAGCCCUAUUUUUACAUGUUUGCUGAACAGGCGCUUGUCAAGAAAAAUUAUCCUAAGGGAAUACCAUGAGUGUAUUUUAAAUUGAUUUCUGAUAAGCAGUUUGAGAAUUCCAACAAUUCUGUCUGUGAAAUGUCGACACCUGCACAUGCCUUUUCCAAUAAUACUGUUGGCACAUGCCUGAACUGUUCAAGGACACUUUUUGCGCAUACACAAAACCAUUCAAGGAAUUCCUGAUAGAAGUUCUUAGAAGCCCAGAGAACACCUUCAUAGCAAUGACAAACAAAUAAGGUGAGAUAGGAUCACCGUCUUAACCCCUUUAGCACCCUUAAAACAAAACCUACCUACAAU
Molecule: messenger RNA, 3294 nt
Organism: Quercus lobata
Lineage: Eukaryota; Viridiplantae; Streptophyta; Magnoliopsida; Fagales; Fagaceae
Product: Pentatricopeptide repeat (PPR) superfamily protein
Exons: 3
Coding region: 98-1840 (580 amino acids)
Biological process (GO): RNA modification
Molecular function (GO): protein binding; RNA binding; zinc ion binding
Source: RefSeq, a predicted model, not a curated record